Molecule: messenger RNA, 1734 nt
Organism: Fragaria vesca subsp. vesca
Lineage: Eukaryota; Viridiplantae; Streptophyta; Magnoliopsida; Rosales; Rosaceae
Product: protein odr-4 homolog
Exons: 11
Coding region: 1-1482 (493 amino acids)
Biological process (GO): intracellular protein localization
Cellular component (GO): endomembrane system
Source: RefSeq, a predicted model, not a curated record
AUGGUGAAAGUGGUGAUCGGAGAAGAAGCCCAGCUCAAAUUAGCCGAGGCUCGCCUCGAGCAAUCCUCUACCGCCGCCCAGGUGGGGCUCGUCAUCGGCAAGCUCAGCUCUACUCUAGACCGAGGCUUCGUCUUCGAUCUGGUCCCCACUCCUCCCAACGACGCCGGAGCUCCGGCUUGUUCCCUGGUCGAGCCCGACAAGCGGAAGGGGCCCAAGCCCAAAUCUCAGUCCUCUGAUUCCCAGUCGGUUUCUAUUGACAAGGAUUGGGUCGCCGAACAUGCUCGCCAGGUGUCGAGAAUGUUGGUGGGAGGCAUGAAGGUGGUUGGGAUUUACGUUUGGAUUAGCGAAAAUGCAUUCAAGAAUUCAAACAUUGUGCUUUGCCAGACUGUAAUGGGAGUUGCCAAAGCAGCCCCACUUUCUGAAAAUGAUUGGGAUGAGAGACUUCUUAUUCACAUUUGUUAUAGUCCAAGGAGGUGGACAUGUCGGAAUUGUAUGGUAACUUCAAAUAUUACAUCAAGCAGCCUAAGACCUUGUGACUUCAAAAUGGGAAAGGUCCUAACUUCCCUUCAAAGAUUUAGGUGCAUGUACAACUUCGAUAUUAGGUUACCUAUAUCUCACAGUAACUCGUCUAAUGUUCAGACUAUGAGUGAAGCUCUUCGUCAUGAAAUUUCAGUUCAUGCUAAAUAUUUAAAAAGUGCAAAAGCCAUGGUGGAUGGAAAUUUGGUUGUACACAAUGAUGUAAGCACAUCAGAUGGUUUGCGUGAAGUAGAAUUGCUGUUACCAUUUGUGGAAGAUACUGAAGUAUGCAGCCAAAAAGAUGCUCUUGGUGUUCUUGCUUUUAGUGGUUCUGUUAGUUCCUUUGCAUACUUAAACCAUCGAGAAUCAAUUUCACAAGCUGUUGCUGAUAUAAAGGAUGAUAUUAUCAUGAGUCUGCAGAGUAGACUAGAUAUAAUCUGUGAUGAGGCAGAUGGAGAGACAGGUCUAGUAGACACUGGCACCCAGAAAGCUAGAGGUGAUGCUGAUAGCCUGGAAGUAGGAGAUGGGAUGUCUGGUGAAACACCUGUAUCCCAAAUUGUGCUUCAAUCAUUAAGAAAAGCAUGCAGUCUUUCACUUCCUCGUAGAGUUUUUAUUCCUUGGUUGGCUGGUACAUUUGUCUGUGACUACCUACAACCAUCCGAGACAUUUGAGGCUCUAAAAGAUCGUUGCGUGGAGUUGUUAUCUAUGGACGUUCCAACAGAUGCCUCAAAAGUCUUGGAACUAGAGAGAGAAGCGCCCUCUGUAGUCACCAAAUCCUUUUGGGAUGUGGCGGUGCCUCUUUCCACAGCAUCUUUGGAGGGUGGACUUGACACAUCAAGGGGUGAAAUUCGCCAAAAAUCUAUCAACACUACUGAUGUCAAAUUCACAUCGAACAUCGUAGGCGCUGUUCUAUUCCUUAUCACUGCUAUUAUUUUAGGAUACAUUCUUGUAUCUGUCAAGUCAUAGUUCAACGGAGGCCUUGGUUCAAAUUUGAUAUCCUUUUGUCAUACUAUGAAAGUAGUUACUGUGAGGAAAUGAGGUAGCUUUUCAUAAAUAAUAAUGAGGUUAAUCUCUCUUAUUAGAUACUCUGUGAUGAUCAAAGUGUAUUAUUAUGCAAUACCCUUGAAUAUAUAUAUCCGAGUUGAAACCGGAUAUGAGCGUGCUUUGGUUUUCAUGAUCCUAGAUUUGAUAAGAUCCUAAUGAAGGUUUAUCUGGUGC